UGCACAAGAUGAGUGAGGGUUUACAAGUGUGAUGGAGGCUUUAUUAGCCAGUCUGCCUAGAUCAGAGGGUCAUGUGGUGAAGACCCCAGGGGAGGGAUCUUCUUCAGGUUCUGUACUCAGUAGCGGUGGAUUGGAUGACUGUGAUUCAGACAAUGUUGUGUCCCAUCUGCUCAAAGGAGGUGACUCGCUCACCGCACUCCGGCACAGACCAGUCUCCGGUAUUACUAACUCUGCUUCGAGUAGAAGGUCAAGGCCGUCCACCAGUGUAAGCAGGCAGUCAAUAGCAUCCAGAGGACGCCCACUUAAACCCCAUGAGGGUGAUCCCUUCCUGUCAGUAGUUACGUGUGCCAUAUCACCCAGAGCUCCUCACUCCCCAAACACCAACACUGCGAACGUACCUGUGAUAUCAGUGGAGAAUGAUGACCUUUUGACCCCAUAUGACUUGACCAAUGGCAUCUCAACAGACUACAGGCCUGCAUCAGAACUAGUUACAGGUGGCAGAGAAUCCACUAAUUCCCCGUCUUCAAGACCAGCCGCCCUAGAUGCCACCCCAAGGGCAAAAACCAAUGUCCUUGUGAAGACCCCCUUCAAACAUGCCUCAGUGAAAGGGUCAAAGACUAAGGCAUCCACUCCACAUCCUGGCCAGCUGCUAAGAGAACGCACUACCUGUGCCACAUCCAGUGCGAAAAGUCAAAUAGCCAAGCAAGGUAGUGAGGAGGAAAAGAAGACUGCUGGGAGAUUGCUGAAGGGGAGACUUAGGUCCAUGCGUCCUGUUAACACCGUUUGGCCGACAGUACAAAACUGCAGAGGGAUUGUGUCUGAUAAGCAUGCUUAUGGCCCCUCUCCAUCCAGUUCCCGUGGCAGACGGGAUUAUGUGUUUGACUCAAUUUUACGAGAGUACUCCAGAAGAGACACAGAAGGGACAGAAUCCAUUCACCACACGUCCAUAGCAUCAAGUGAAACAGAUGAGAAAUCAAUAGAAGCAGAUGUGGAGAGUUUGUCUGGUGAUGUCAUUGCUCGCGUUCAUAAUGUGAACUCAGCUGAAGAUGUCCAUGCGUUCGGGGCUCAGUGUCACUCCGUGUCAGAUAUUGUUGUGAAAAAUGAAAACGAUGACAAAAAUCCUGUUCAUCUCACGAAGGAAAGGCCAAGGACAGCCUGUGUCAAAUCAUCCCUCAAGGUCAGCAAGAAAAACUCAGUAGGGCGACCAUUCAGUGCAAGUGUUGCCGAAACAGGUUCAACGAAGGGAUCCAAAAUGGUGCGCUUUGUUGAUGGCAGUAAAUCUCUGUACAGCAAAAGUGAUGAAACUUUAAAUCCUAAUAUGUAUGGUGAAGCUUUGCCUGAUGAGAUUGAAAAUACUUACAUUUGUCCAUUGGAGAACGACAUGAAACAUGGUGGGGAAAACAGUGUGCCUGAAGACCAGAAUUUUGAUUUGGAUGCCAAGAAAUCCAAAGUGUCCAGAAAUUCCUGUAGAGCAUUCAACUUCUUUAUGAAUGGAGAAUCUUGUGAUGAAGACAGCGAUGAAGGUGAUACAUUUGAUACUAAAAGAGGACAGCUCCAGGGCAAGACAAGCAAGAAUAGCAGAGACACUAGUAAUAAUCUCUCUCAGGCUGAAAGCUCAACAGACUCUGAACCAGCGGCUUCUGGCAAUCAGAAUACUAAUCGGAAUUGUUGUGACUGUGUUGAAGAUGUGUGGUGUUCAAGUGAUGAUGUGUUGUGUUCAAGUGAUGAUGUGUGCAGUGAUAGAAGAGAGAGAAAACCUUGUAGAGAUACCUGUGAUAAGCCAACAGUAUGCUUCAGUGUUACUGACGAGUCUAAAAAACAAAAUGGGACUAUAGAAUGUCCAGAGGGUGACAACUUUGUAUUAGAAAAAACGCAUGUCUUUAACUUUGUGGCGUCCCAAUCGAAGUCUUUGAACGGGCAUAGCAUAUAUGCAAGUCACACAUCUGCUGAGUACAAUAUGUCACCCAGGGGCAGAGUUAACUCCCCUUUGAGGAACGAGUCAGGGUCAAUUCCACCACUAACAUUUGAAAGUCUUGAGGCUGAAAUUUCAUCUGUUCAGAAAGACAUUCGGCACUUUCUGGAAAACAAUGCUGAAAUGGACGAACUAGAAACCCAUAGGGAUCACAAUCUGGAUGACCUUGUGGUUAACCAAACGCCGUGCCAAGUUCUGACCCUGUAUGACAAUUCAAGGGAGAUAAGUGAUGAUACCUUGGAUACCUCUGAGAGUGAAGAUGAGAAAGUAGCUGUUAUUGCUGUUGACUCUGAAGAUGAUGAAAUUGCUGAGAGCUUAUUCACAAGUCGAGCACAUUACAGUGACAUGCUUCUCUCAGGAGAACUGAUUCAGAAACAGAUUGAUGCGGAGUUAAUGCAAACAAAAAAAACUCUCAAACCACCCGCUAAAACCAAACACUCGACAAAGUCUGCAGAAGUAGGCAGAACAGACGAGGAUAAGUUGAACUCGGAUUAUUUCAUGAUGGCAUCUAUGGCAUCUGAAACGGACAGUGGGUGUGGCAGCGAGGUCAUGUCUGUGUCACAUGGAGACUUGUCAAUACUAGAUGAUAUAAACCAGGAUGAAGACAAAAUUACAGACCAAAAACAAACAGGCUACUCUAGAAAAGGUGGAAAAGAAGCAGUUGGUAGUAUAUGUUUUAGAGAGAAAGAUGUUUCAAGUUUGAAAGUUGUUGCCACUACAAAAGACCUUCUUAAGCUGAGAAAGGGAAAGACUGGUUUCAGCCUGUCAGCUCAGCACCCUCCUCUCUGUUUUCGCAUCAAUGCACGGCCACCUACAGGACAGCUCUAUUACUUUGCAUACGGUACAGAAAUGAAUUCAGACAGAUUGAGCACCUUCAUCCAAAGGCAAAUAGAGAACAGAUUGUGGGGUGUGUUGUAUGGAUUCAGGGUCUGCUUCAACAAGAAAGGCAUUGACAGUGAGGCAGGUGGGUUUCCAAACAUCACUGUGGACCGAGAUAGUUCUGUAGAGGGCUGUUUGUACCUGCUAACCGCUAGUGAGUUGGACAGGUUAGACAGAUACGUGGGAUACCCACAGCACUAUGAGCAUGUGCUUUUCCCAGUGUGGAUGUCUAACUGCCAUGAUCCGGAUAACUACGGUGUUGCUCUGAACUGUGUGCCAGCUGUCAUGUACAUAGCCCAGGACAACUGGGUGGACAAAGGUUCCUGCAAGCAGUCUGAUUACUCUGUCAACCAGUGCCUGAAAGCAGCUGACCUUCUGACCCCAGCCUACAAAGAGUUUCUCUACAGUUGCCAAUCAGGGGCUACAUAACUUGUGUAUCACGCUGAUCAAUCCAACCAAUCAGAACAAGGCUGUAAAAGUGAUAAGGAUUCCACUACAUUGUUGUUAGAUACACAUUUAUUGUGUGACAUUGUUUUUCAUAUUUAUUUUUUGUGAACAUUUUUCUGUGUUUACAUUUUUUGAAAUUUCCAUGCUUUAAAAAGUAUUAUAGAAACACUGCUGAUUUUUAUUUUUUAAAUGGAAUGAUUUCUUUUUCGUAUUUCUUCGCAUCAAAAUGUUAGUUAUCAGGAUAUUAAGGUCCAAUCCCUCGACUUGUGUCAUAAAUGGUAUACUCCAGCACCAGUCAUCAGUUUUUACACGAAUAAUGCACCUCAGACGAUAUCCUGUAGAUGGCAAUCUUGCAUUGAUCAUGUUGAUACUGUUACAUGUCUCCAAACAUGGUCCAUGGUGUUUGUGAUCUGCCAGCUACUCAGCUUGCUUUACUUGAACUGUGAUAAUUACAUGUGUAUUAUUACUCUGUAUACCCCAUGGUAUGGCAUCUUUAUGUAAGUACAAAUAUUAGUCAAAUAUACUAUGAUACAUCUACAUGAUACAGUUCACAGUUUACAGAUAAUGUAUAUGUGUAUGUACUUGAUGCAUUUCCGUCUCUUUGAAUAUUUGUUUUUAACGUUAUUCACAUUUUGUGUUGGGUGCAGUAUAUCUGAAGAUAAUUACUUACUCCAUUUCUUCAGCCUUUUCAGAUGUUCACGUUUUUUUGGUUAUGUUUUAAGCACAUUUUAAGGACUUUUCUCUGCCUAGAGUACAAACCUAUGGUUAUAUUUUCUUUGAAUCCCUGAUGUUACCAAAACAUAAUUUCUUGUUAUUAUCAAAACAUUAAGGUGGAUAAAUUGCCCUCAACCAUGCAAAAAGGUGGACGAAAUAGGAUAGCAUAUUUUACGUACAUGCAUAUAUCUGUGAUAUAUGGGCUCUUUCAUUGGCCAGACUAGUAGCAGACCUAUUUUCAGCAUGUAGGUAUUAACAAAAGUGGUAAUCUUAGCAGUAUAAAUUUACUAUUGGUGUACAGUGUAGUUGCGACUGUUAUAACAAGGUAAUAUGUUAAUUAGUUACUGUAUUCUAAUUUAAAUCGUACAUCUUUUAAAUGUUAUCCACACAGCAUUCUUUAUAUGCUUUUAAUAUUAAAGAAUGAAAUGUAUGUCGAACAUGCUCCUGUUCUUCAGAUGAAAAUAUAUUUUUAAU
This is a messenger RNA of Liolophura sinensis, 4486 nucleotides long. RefSeq lists its product as uncharacterized. Bases 32 to 3280 code for a protein of 1082 amino acids. The transcript has 16 exons. Lineage: Eukaryota; Metazoa; Mollusca; Polyplacophora; Chitonida; Chitonidae. The record is from RefSeq and is a predicted model, not a curated record.